ACGAUAUGGAGGCGUACUGGCACGCGUUCGAAGCGUGGGCGACGCCGAUCGGCGAUGCGUUUCUCAACUUCAUGGACCCGGACGGUCUCUACAAGGCGUCGGCGAUUGCCUCGUGGCCGCUCGGCGAUUUUGCCAGCGCCCUUGCCAUCGCUCUCCUCUACGUGGCCGCGAUCAUCUUCGGUUCGGCCAUCAUGUUGCUCGGCUUCCCCGCCGUGAACACGCGAAUGUUGCAGUUCGUGUACAACCCGAUCCAGAUUAUGCUCUGCUCCUACAUGUGCAUCGAAGCCGGCGUCCAAGCCUACCGCCACCACUACUCGUUCUACCCGUGCAACCCGUAUGACGCGACGAACCCGGUGAUGGGUCGGCUCCUCUGGCUCUUCUACAUGUCCAAGAUUCUCGACUUUGUGGACACAUUCAUCAUCAUCGUGGGCAAAAAGUGGAAGCAGCUUUCGUUUCUGCACGUGUACCACCACCUCAGCGUCUUCCUCGUCUACUGGUUUCUCUUCCGCGUCUGCUACGACGGUGAAAUCUACCUCACGAUCCUCCUCAACGGUGGCAUCCACACGAUCAUGUACACGUACUACUUCGUGAGCUCCCACACGAGCAGCAUCUGGUGGAAGCAAUACCUCACGAUGCUGCAGCUCGUCCAGUUUGCCAUCAUGAACGUCCAAGGCUACCUCGUGAUCGCGAACGCGUGUCCCAAGAUUCCAUUCCGCGUCCAAGUCACGUACAUGCUGUACGUUCAGUCGCUCUUUUGGCUCUUCGUCUUCUUCUUUGCCAAGACGUACUGCGGUGGCAAGCCCCGCGCCAAGAUGGACUAG
This is a messenger RNA of Saprolegnia parasitica CBS 223.65, 821 nucleotides long. RefSeq lists its product as hypothetical. The transcript has 2 exons. Lineage: Eukaryota; Oomycota; Saprolegniomycetes; Saprolegniales; Saprolegniaceae. Gene Ontology annotation, molecular function: fatty acid elongase activity. Gene Ontology annotation, biological process: sphingolipid biosynthetic process; fatty acid elongation, monounsaturated fatty acid; very long-chain fatty acid biosynthetic process. The record is from RefSeq and is a predicted model, not a curated record. Bases 6 to 821 code for a protein of 271 amino acids. Gene Ontology annotation, cellular component: endoplasmic reticulum membrane.